Messenger RNA from Arachis ipaensis, 435 nucleotides. NCBI's taxonomy places the organism in Eukaryota, Viridiplantae, Streptophyta, Magnoliopsida, Fabales, Fabaceae. The record is from RefSeq and is a predicted model, not a curated record.
AUGGUGGAUUGCAAACCAAUAGAUACGCCCAUCCAAGUUAAUCACAAGUUGAAGAUAGUAGAAGGUGCCACCCUAACAGAUAAGGAAUGGUACCAGCGACUGGUUGGAAAACUAAUUUACUUAUCACAUACUCGGCCUAACAUAGCUUAUGAUGUGGGAAUAGUAAGUCAGUUUAUGCAUAAGCCACAAGAAGAUCAUAUGGAAGCUGCCAUGAGGAUAGUUUGGUAUUUGAAGGGAGCUCUAGGAAGUGGAAUCAUUUUCAAAAGGAAUGGCCAUUUGAAGGUUGAGACAUACACUAACGCAAAUUGGGCGGACAACCCAAAUGAUAGAAGAUCAACAGCUGGUUACUUUACACUUGUUGGAGGCAACCUAGUAACUUGGAAAAGCAAGAAGCAGAAAGUUGUAGCUCUUUCAAGCGCAGAGGCAGAAUUUUGA